This is a messenger RNA of Ilex paraguariensis (yerba mate), 4060 nucleotides long. NCBI's taxonomy places the organism in Eukaryota, Viridiplantae, Streptophyta, Magnoliopsida, Aquifoliales, Aquifoliaceae. The record is from the annotation of a GenBank genome assembly.
ACGACCAAAUUGUAGUUGCCUCUUUGCUCUUAACGCCCAUCACCCAAAGACUACAGAACCGCCAAAAACCGGCUCCUCAAGACACCAGCAAUGCAGAGGGAGAGAGAGAUGUAAACGACAAAAAAAAGGCACCAAAGAAGACGACGUUCAUUUGAGAGAGAGAGAGAGAGAGAGAGAGACAUAGAGGGGCAUGUACAGAGGAAGAAGUAGACGAAUACCAAAACCCAGCCUGUUCAACAUAAUAUAUAUAUAUACCGAUUCUUCACCAUUGAUUACCCAAUAAAAAUCAGAUAAAGCCAUUCGAAGAGAGAGGUUCUGAAACGACAAUUCCUCACUCCACCCACCCACCCCAAUUAUGCCUUAAAGAUUCAAUCUUUUCCGAUUCCAGACAUUUGCAUGAAAUUAGGGUUUAGGGUUUUACUCGGAAUUCUUGAAGACAAUGUCAGCCAGAGGUGUCUUUGGUUGGUCUCCGCCUCACAUGCAGCCAUUAACUCCGGUCUCGGAGGUGUCGGAGCCGCCUGAAUCACCUUUUGCGUACGUAGAGCCGGGCAUUGAGGCGGUGGGCCCAGCAGAUGAUGAAGAGGAAAUUGAGGACGAGGCGGAACCACCACCGGCCGCCGUGCCAUUUUUGGGGCUGUUUGCUUGUGCCGACGGAGUUGAUUGGGCUCUGAUAGUUGUUGGGUCGUUGGCUGCGGCGGCCCAUGGGGCGGCGAUUGUGGUGUAUUUGUAUUUGUUCGGGAAGAUUAUACAUUUGCUGAGCUUUGAUCGUUCACUAGGAUCGGAUGAAUUGUUUCAGAAGUUCACUCAGCACGCUUGGUAUAUUAUUUAUAUGGCUUUGGGUGCUUUUGCUGCAGGUUGGAUAGAGGUUUUGUGCUGGAUUCUUACUGGGGAAAGGCAGACUGCUGUCAUUAGGUCAAAGUAUGUCCAAGUAUUACUUAACCAGGACAUGAGCUUUUUUGAUUCAUAUGGGAACAACGGGGACAUUGUGAGCCAAGUUUUAAGCGAUGUGCUAAUCAUUCAGUCCGCUCUUAGUGAAAAAGUUGGGAAUUAUAUUCACAACAUGUCAACAUUUUUCAGUGGACUUGUCAUUGGAUUUGCCAGCUGUUGGCAGAUUGCCCUAAUAACACUAGCCACUGGUCCAUUCAUUCUUGCUGGAGGGGGAAUGUCGAAUAUUUUUCUCCACAGACUUGCAGACAGCAUUCAAGAUGCUUAUGCUGAGGCAGCAAGCACUGCCGAGCAGGCACUUUCUUGCAUUAGGACAGUAUAUGCAUUCACGAAUGAUACAUUGGCCAAGUAUUCUUAUGCAACUUCUCUUCAGGCAACAUUGAGAUAUGGUAUAUUAAUAAGCCUUGUGCAAGGGCUUGGUCUUGGGUUCACGUAUGGACUUGCAAUAUUUUCAUGUGCCUUACAACUUUGGGUUGGAAGGUUCCUAGUUUCACGCGGAAAAGCCAGUGGUGGUGAAAUAAUCGUAGCUCUUUUUGCUAUAAUUUUAAGUGGCCUUGGGUUGAACCAAGCAGCAACCAACUUUUAUUCCUUUGAACAAGGGCGAAUUGCUGCUUAUAGACUUUAUGAGAUGAUCAGCCAUUCAAGCUUUACUCCUAAUGAGGAUGGAAAUAUCUUAGCUUCUAUACGAGGAGACAUCGAGUUCCGGAAUGUUUAUUUCAGUUAUCCCUGUCGUCCUGAAAUACCUAUCUUACGCGGGUUUUGCCUUAUUGUACCCACUAAGAAAACCGUGGCACUUGUCGGCAGGAAUGGAUCAGGAAAAAGUAGUGUAUUUCCGCUCAUGGAACGGUUUUAUGAGCCCACUUUAGGAGAAGUGCUUUUGGAUGGAGAAAAUAUUAGAAGCCUGAAACUAGAAUGGUUAAGGAACCAAAUUGGACUAGUAACCCGGGAACCUGCCUUACUGAGCCUGAACGUGAGGGAUAACAUUGCUUAUGGACGAGCUGAUGUUAGUACAGAUCAGAUUGAAGAAGCUGCUAAGAUAGCGCAUUUGCAUGCCUAUAUCAGCUCUCUCGAAAAAGGAUAUGAAACACAGGUGGGUAGAGCUGGAUUAUCACUGACUGAAGAACAGAAAAUAAAAAUUUCUCUUGCCAGGGCAGUGCUUUUGAACCCUUCAUUUCUCCUGCUUAAUGAAGUUACGGGAAGUCUCGAUUCUGAAGCAGAAAGGGCUGUUCUGGAGGCUCUAGAUUCCAUUAUGUUGGGGCGAUCAACUGUUAUGAUAGCUCGAAAGCUAAGCCUUAUAAGGACUUCAGAUUAUAUUGCUGUUAUGGAGGAGGGCCAACUUGUUGAAAUGGGUUCACAUGAUGAACUGUUAACCUUGGGUGGACAAUAUGCAGAGCUCUUUAGGUGUGAAGAAGCGGAAGUUCCUAAAAGGACUUCAACUAGGGACUACAAGGAAACAGCUUACCAAACUAAAAAUGAUUCAUCAUCAGGGAGCGACUUCCAAGAUUCAUCACCGCCUCAUAUAGUUGAGUCACCACUGUUUCAUAAGAUGGUUAAAUCACCUGCUCAUCAGGAAACAAAUGGGAUCCAUACUAUUCAGCUAUCAAAUGGCACCUAUGACUAUGAAGAAUCUACAAAAGAUCAAAUCCCACACCCAGAGCAAACGUCUAGGUUUGAAACAAGGUUACCGGAAUUGCCUAAGAUUGAUGCUAGUCUUGCAAAACAAGAAACCUCAAAUGCUUCAGACCCUGCAUCCCCCAUUUCACUGUUUUUGCCAUCUGGUUCAAAAAAUAAGUGUUCUCGUUCAGAACUGAAGGAAAAUGAGAGAAAACUUCAGCGGCCUCCAUCCUUUUGGAGGCUUGUGAGGCUCAGUUUUGCAGAAUGGCUUUAUGCAGUUCUAGGAAGCUUUGGUGCUGCUAUAUUUGGAUCUUUCAAUCCUCUUCUUGCUUAUGUUCUUGCACUUAUAGUAACAACAUAUUACAGGGAUGGUGAAGGGCAUCACCUACAUUAUGAAGUGAACAAAUGGUGCACAAUCAUCACAUGCAUGGGUGUGGUAACAGUUGUUGCCAAUUUUUUGCAGCACUUCUACUUCGGCAUAAUGGGGGAGAAAAUGACUGAGCGAGUUAGGAGACUGAUGUUUUCAGCAAUGCUGCGCAAUGAAGUUGGAUGGUUUGAUGAAGAGGAGAACACAUCUGACACCUUUUCCAUGCGCUUAGCAAAUGAUGCUACAUUUGUGCGUGCUGCUUUUAGCAACCGACUUUCCAUUUUCAUUCAAGACAGUGCAGCUGUUAUUGUUGCUGUUUUUAUUGGGAUGUUACUGGAGUGGAGAUUGGCAUUUGUGGCUUCGGCAACUCUGCCAUUUCUUGUUGUUUCUGCAAUUGCACAGAAAAUGUGGCUUUCUGGGUUUUCAAGGGGCAUACAAGAGCGGCACAGGAAGGCAUCUUUGGUCCUUGAGGAUGCAGUAAAGAGCAUUUACACUGUGGUGGCAUUCUGUGCCGGAAACAAGGUAAUGGCACUUUAUGAAUUGCAGCUCAGAGAAAUAUAUAAGCAAAGCUUCUUCCAUGGAAUGGCCAUUGGUUUUGCAUUUGGCUUUUCGCAGUUCCUUCUCUUCGCCUGUAAUGCUCUAUUACUUUGGUAUACUGCUAUUUCUGUUAAAAAUGGAGAUAUUGAUCUACCCAAUGCUCUCAAGGAAUACAUGGUCUUCUCUUUUGCAACCUUUGCUCUGGUAGAACCAUUUGGCCUUGCCCCUUACAUUCUCAAACGGCGGGAGUCUCUCAUUUCUGUUUUUGAAAUAAUUGAUCGUGUACCAAAGAUUGAUCCAGAUGAUAGCUCUGCACUAAAACCCCCUAAUGUCUAUGGAAGUAUUGAGUUCAGAAAUGUUGAUUUUUGUUAUCCAACCAAUCCAUCGGUGCUGGUGUUGAGCAAUUUCAGUCUUAAAGUCAAUGGAGGACAAACCGUUGCCAUUGUGGGAGUUUCAGCAAUGAAUGGUUUGUAUGUCAAGUUAAUGCGACCUCACUUUGCAAAAGUGCCUGCAGUACUAGCCAACCGGCGGAGUGCAGGACUCAUGCUGGCAUUCAAGAAAACUGGGGAUAAUGCCAACGAUGAAUCAUGGCUGUAA